AGUUAUCGUUAUGAAUAUCAAUAGUCGAAGAGUACAAAUUUUAUUAAAAGAACACAAUCAGUGGACAAUAAAGACAAAUAAUAAGAACGCGAUUUUACAAAGUGACCUCAACAAGCAGUCCGCACAACCCGUAGGCUAUACAAAAAGCAUGAAGAAAGCAAGAAGAAACAGAAGAAGUAUGUAAAAGGGGGAGGAAAAGAAAGCCACCAAUGCCUCGGCCUGGGAGUCCCAGUCUCCCAAUCAUUUGGCUGGGUCAAUCAACCACAAACCCAGCCAUCAUGGUACAAACGAGUGGGAACCAUGACGUACGCUACGUUUCGAGAGUCAAGUGCAAGCAAUCGGUUGUGGAUUGCCUGUGAGUGGGGAAGGGGGAAGGGAAGGACGGAAGGAAGAUGGAAGGGUAGACGGAAGGGAAGGAAGGUGGGGGAAGAGGAAAGGGAAGAGGAAAGGGAAGGGG
Molecule: messenger RNA, 457 nt
Organism: Zychaea mexicana
Lineage: Eukaryota; Fungi; Mucoromycota; Mucoromycetes; Mucorales; Lichtheimiaceae
Exons: 3
Coding region: 11-184 (57 amino acids)
Source: RefSeq, a predicted model, not a curated record